CACCGGCAUAUCAGCAGCAGAAGCGGUAGCACUGGGGUUGCCUCAGUAUGUCCACCCCCCAGCACCGGCGGCGGGCGAUGCUUGCAGCCAGCCGAGCCGCAACAGCCAGCCGGUGGCAGCAAGAGCAGAAGCUGCGGAGCUUCCCGGGUCUUUAACGCCCCGCUUGCUCUUCAGCCGCCGCCAACAACACCUCCUUCUCCAGAGGACAAUGAUAAUGAACUAACCCGGCGGCAGUGGCACCCCUCCCCAUCUGCUCCCACCCACCUCCACGGUUUGAUUUUCCUUUACUGGUCCUUUAAGGUACAGAGGAAUUGGCACACAAUUGCCAUGAAACCUAACUUGAAGCAAUGGAAACAACUAAUGCUGUUUGGAAUAUUCGCAUGGGGCCUCUUGUUCCUAGUUAUCUUCAUCUAUUUCACAGAUAGUAACCCUGCUGAAGCAGUUCCAAGUUCCUUCUCUUACAUUGAGACUAAACGGCUUUUGCCCAUGCAAGGCAAGCAGAGGGUUAUAAUGGGAGCAAUUCAUGACCCAUCCUUCUCUGAAACAAUUGAUGAGAAAGAGGUGCUUCUCAGCAAAGAUGUUUUAGAUUCAUUUAAAUCAGGGACUGGGAGCAUUAAAAAGUGGACUGCCUUAGACGAUGGCUUUGAAAGUGAAGAAGAAUUUUUCCCUUCCCAAUUAAGAAGAAAAUCAAAAAGUGCUUUCUAUCAAAGGGAUGGUGAUUAUUUAUUUGCUGCUGGUCAAACUCUGUCACAGAGCAGUGUUCAACAAAUAGUGAAAUUGAUCUCUGCAGAGGGGAUGGAUCAGAAGAGGAAUGCUUUGCAGGAUAAUUGGCUCCCUCGAAGGAAGAUAAAAAAAGGACAUGCAAGACAUAGGAGAAGCCGAAUCUUUGAAAAGUCUCAUAAAUGGGAUGGAAUACUUUCCACAUUGUCAAAAUCUUUCCUGUACAGGCUUUGGAAAGGGGAAGUAUCCGCUAAGAUGCUGGACCCUCGCCUGCAAAAAGCAAUGAAAGAUUACCUGAAUACCAAUAAACACGGGGUGCAUUUCAAAGGGAAGCGAAACUUCAAGUUGACUUCAGAGCAGCUCUUCUGCGAGCUCAAGGCACGUGUGAACAUCAGUACCAUUGAUGGCAAAGAAGCUCCCUUUUCUGUCCUUGGAUGGGAAAAACAUGUCCCAAAAAUUCCUCUGAGUGAACUAUAUCCACGUGGGUUUGGAAGCUGUGCUGUCGUUAUGUCUGCUGGUGCCAUACUGAACUCUUCUCUAGGAGAUGAAAUAGAUUCCCAUGAUGCUGUUCUGCGAUUCAAUGCUGCUCCAACACGAGGGUAUGAAAAAGACGUGGGAAAUAAAACAACCAUGCGCAUCAUUAACUCCCAAAUUCUUACUAACCCUAACCAUCACUUCACUGAGAACUCCUUAUACAAAGAUGUUGUUCUAGUUGCUUGGGAUCCUGCUCCCUAUUCUGCAAAUCUGAAUUCGUGGUAUAAGAAGCCAGACUACAACUUGUUUACUCCCUAUGUACAACAUCGCAGGAAGAAUCCAAACCAGCCAUUUUACAUUCUACAUCCCAAAUUUAUAUGGCAACUCUGGGAUAUCAUUCAGGAGAACACUAAGGAAAAGAUACAACCCAACCCGCCUUCUUCAGGUUUCAUUGGAAUUCUCAUCAUGAUGUCAAUGUGCAGUGAAGUGCACGUAUAUGAAUACAUUCCUUCAGUCCGACGAACCGAUCUUUGCCACUACCACGAACUCUACUAUGAUGCAGCUUGUACCUUAGGGGCCUACCAUCCGCUGCUUUUUGAAAAGCUGCUGGUGCAGAGGAUGAACAGAGGCUUCCAGGAUGAUCUGUACCAGAAAGGAAAAGUGAUUUUGCCAGGGUUGAGGUCAGUGAAAUGCCCUGAACAAAAUCGAUUCCCAUAGACAUAAGAAUGGACCUUUCUAGAACAAUGUGCAAUAAGAUGCUGCUGUCGUACUAAUAAACAACAACAAAUACUUGAAAAAUGGAUCCUAGACCAAUCUAGUCUUGAGUCUAUAGACUGUAAUUAAGUAGCAGGCAUGGGGUGAGUUCUUUCUUCUGAAGCCUGAGUAUUUAUUAUUGCUUUGCAGAUAGCUUUUUUUAAAGCUUAGCUUUUAAGAGAUGCAAACUACAGUGAUGGCAAACUACAUUGAGUAUUUGUAUUUGGGGUCUGCCAGAAAACAUCAGCCAAUUAUACCGCAUGUGCCAGAUUACUGUCCUUUAGUUUAGACAAGGCAAUUUAAUAGUUAAACCUGGUCUAGUGAAGCAGUCCUUACAGUUAAAUACAAACUAUGGAGAAUUUUUCAGAGAAUCUUUUAAGAUUUUUUCUCUCUUCCCAUGUAUAAAAAGUACAGGUACUGAAUACAAAGAGCCAUAUUUCUUAUUUUAUUUAAACUCUUCAGAUGAUGGAGCUUGGAAUCCUAACUUUAAAACAUUUGUGCUUGACUGUUUUAAUGUGCAUUAAGACUAUACAGCAGUGGAGGCAUUCAAGAAUCAGCUGGGCAGCCACCUGUCGGGUAUACUUUAAUUUGGAUUCCUGCAUUGAGCAGAGGACUCAGUGGCCUUAUAGGCCCCUUACAAGUCUACAUUCUAUGAUUCUGUGUUUGGUCACAUACAUAGAUUGAUGUACAGGAAAGGACGAGAAGCCAAUCUUCAGGCUGCUUCAAAGAACAGCAUGUCAAAAUUUGUUUUUGUGCAGUAUGCUGACACGAGUGUCCAUGUAAGAACAAAGAUAUGUGCUGGAGUUCUGUGUAGGACAAAAUUUGCCAGGUGUUCAUUUAUGCAGACCUGUAGGUUGAUUCUCAUCCAUCAAGUCAUGAUAACUUUUUCCCCAAUGACAGCUACUGCUCUUAGAUGAUGAAAAGUCUACCUGGUGGUAAGCCACCAUGUAGUGAAAGCAUCAAGUGAGUAGUUUGUCACGUGAUAAUUACAAUCCUCAAGGAAAUAACACAGGUUGUGUGUGGGUUAUUUCCAACAAUCAGCCAGGACCAACUUUGGCUAAAUAAAUUGCUCAUAUUGGGUAGUGAACAGUGUAACGUGAGUGCCAUGAUGCCAGAUUUUGGCUCCCCAUGAAAAGAAAUAUGUCAGGUUGUAGUGUAUCUUCUCAUAGAUGGAGUUAUGAUUUUGAAAAAGUUAUUAGCUCCCAAAAUACGCUGCUCGUGCAAGUAGAUGACUCGCGUAAGCCAUCCCUGCCCCAAAAAAGUUGACCUCUGGGUCUAUCAUUGGAGCUUCUUGUGACUUAACUCUGACACAAGGAUGAUUCUUGUUGAUUUUUUUGUAACAAAGAACAAGCUUUUAAAUUAAUAUUUUUGUUUACUGUUACGUUGAAUUGUAACUGUUCUAGCCAAUCCUCCAUAAGUGCAGUGACCAGAGGAAUCGGCAUAGGGCAUAAUACUUUCUCCCGCCUUGGUUCACACAUACACAUGUACAUGCAUUUUCUGGGAAUAGGAGGCUCAUACAUGCCUCCAAUAUCUGUGUCAAGCCCAUCCUGUUACGUUAUAGGGCUGAAUCAAGGUGAAAAUAAAUUCUACUCCUGAGCAGGAGGAGGAGCUUCAGAAAGCUCACCUUUAGAAAGCAGUGUGACUGGGUCCUUCCUAAUUCUUUGCUUCCUGUACCACCAGUAGUGGUGUAAGAACAGAUAUCUUUCUUCAGCAGCUCUCCAUUUAUUUUAUUUUCCAUUCACUGCUCCAGAGCCCAGACACAGUGCCAUUGGGGGGAAAGUGUGAGGAAGAAAGGUAUGGAGGCCAAUGGGACAUGUAGUCUUCCUAACAGUUGCUGCCAUUGCAGUAUUUAUGGGAAACCCAGAUCAAAGGAAAGCAAAUGAGUAGAAGAGAGGAAAGUAGUAAGCAAAGAGGACAUUCAUCAGGUUGUCUUGAGAGCCAAAGAUGUAGCAUAACAGUGUGAGACCAAACCCCUAGUUCCUUGUUGAAGAGCAGCUCAUCGAAAUUCUGAUCCAGAAAUAUUCAAGCAAUGCUUUUGCACUUUAACAUUCCCCUUCAACCACAACUCCAAGUUCCGAAUAGGAGGAUCCUGAUGCUGCUUCUGGCUCAUAAGAAUGUAAGAACUGUUUUGCUGGUCCAUCUUGUCCUAUAUUCUUAUUCCAGCAGAUGCCUCUGGGGAAGUUCACAAGAAGGGCAUAAAGGCAAUGGCAUUCCACUGUUGCUUGUCCCCAGCAUCUGGAUAUAUUGUUAAUGUAUUUCCACACACAGAAUUUCCUUUGGUCUGCUGUGUCAUAACUGCAAGAGAUAUAUCACUUACGAGUUUGUCUAAUCUGUUUUCAGAGCUAUCUCAGCUGAAGUUCAUUUCCAGAUCUUAUUUUCCCAUGAUUAAAAAAUGAGGCAAUGAGUUCCAUCACUUAAUGUGGAUCAGAUUGUUCCUCCAGGCCUGCAUAGUCUCAUAUCAAAUGCAGACUCUUCUGUCUCUUGGAGAAACUGUCGGACACUGAAAAACACCUUUUAUAACAUCUCACCUUGUUGUAGUACAGGAAUGGGGAAUCUGUGACCUCCUGAUGUUGAUAGAGUACACCAUAACUUAGUUAUGGCUUAAUUUAUAUCCCAUUUAUUUCAAUGGGAACUAAGUUCAUUAUUUCUUACAUGGCAGCACACCAAAUACCAGAUACUUUUCUGUAUACUGUCAUUUUUAUCAAGAUUUAUCUAUAGUUGAAUUGCUUGGACAUGUCUUCAAGAAUCCUAAAUUUAUGUUGGUUAUAUGGUAUCCUCUUAAAUGUAACAUAGAAGCACUUCUCGUCUCCAAAACAUGGACUAGCACAAAACUGUGAGUGCUACAGAUCCUGAGUCAUUCUUUAACAAAGUCUGGUUUUCCAUCUCACCAUUUACAUUGUUCUAACUCAACCACCUCAGCAAAUUAAGCUAGUUGUUUAUUCCACUGACUUCAGUGGGGUUUGAAUUGUACACUUUAAAAUAUUAUCCUUGGUUCUUCUUCCGUUAGUAUUCACUUGGCAAAAUUCCACAGAUGAAGAACUCUAAUACAUUUUACUCUAAUGGAAAGGUAGAGCGGAGGGGGAAAUAAGAGACGACUACAUCUUUUGCUUUUUUACAAAAAGUCACAAGUAAAAGAAAGCAUUAGCAAGCGAUAGCUUAUGGAAAGUUCAAACUGUUCAGUUUAAGACAGUAAAUGAAUGUGUAUUAGAUGUUAAACAGAAUUUUGUAUGCUUUUAGGCCAUCUUAUAUAUAUGGGGCAUUUUAAUCCAUCUCAGAUUUAUAAAUAUUCAAUAAAUGUCUGCAACUCCUACUUGCAGUCAGUGAGAAAUCUCACUCUAAAAAAUUAAGAUGUCUGUUUAAAACUUUGCUUUUUUUAAACUAAAACAUUAAGCUACAUUUUUGAAAAAGCAAGGGUCGGUGGAAGAAGUUAGUUUUAAUUUGUUUAGAGAUGCUGAAAGCCUCACACUUUCUCUGCACUGGUGGCUGUACAGAUGAAAAGUUGCACUCAACACUUUGGGUAAGCAUACUUAUUUUCUGUUAUUAUCUGUUACAGUCUACACUUUCCACUGUGAAUUUUUUAAUGUGGUGCUCAAUUUUUUAUGCAUAAUGCCUUCAGAUGAUUUCAUUGAGGUGUUCUCAUGUUUAUUACAGGGAAUUUCUCUGACCUGUUGAGCCAAUCUUUGUUGCUAGACUCUAUUCUAAUAUGUGACUUGGAGGCAUGGCCAGAUACUUGUUAAAUCUUCUCUUUUUUUCCCUCCCCGUAUAACUUGAUUUUGUUAUCAGUGUGAAUUCAUUCACAUAAUUCCCAAAUAUGCAACCUUGCUAAUAGAAGAGGCUACCUUUUCCUUUGCAUGGAAGCCAGCUGUCAAGAAAGAACAGUUUGCCCCCCCCACCCCAGACAAAAAAAUUAAAUUGUGAUGCCCAGGGCUGCCAAGUGAGCCCUAUGGCUGUGUGAGCUCUCAUCCCUAAGUCAGAGAGGAAACACUUACUGGUGUUAUGUAUAUCAUGCAAAAAUAUCUGAAGUGUUAGUAAUGAAAGCUGCAAAAGCUCCAUACUUGUUAAAAAUCACCCUUUCCUUGGCUCAUUAAAUAUAAAUGGAUGUUUUUGAAAAUAUUAUUCAGACUCUAAAUGAUUAUUAGUACUUGAAAAAUCUAGCUAGGAUAUGUUUUUUAUUUAUUUAUUUUAACAAGGUUUCUCUGUCCACAAAUUGAACUCUCACUUUGCUAAUUUUAAAGUUCCUCGUCUUGGGUUGCUUGUGACUGGAUAUUCCCAAACUUAUUCUUACAAAUUUCAAACAUUCAGUCACUUACAUGACAUACAAAACUGCAUUAAACUAUCAAGUGCUCCUUUGAAAAGAAGGCUGCAAUAUAACAAUAAAUGAUGAUAAUUGCCUUCAAACAAACAAACCUUCUUUCCUUUCCUUCUGCUCUACAAUUUGGAGAUAAAAUAGUGCAAAUUUCAACAAAUUUUAAACUGUUCUCAUAGAGAUAGAUGUUAUCCAUACUGCUGCUUUCUGUGCAAAGACAAUACCUGAUUUAACGGUUUAUAUUUUAAGUAUCCCAAUACUCUUAAAAAUUUAUUUAAAAUGUGUUUUUUCUCACAGAUUUCCAAUCUUUAACAUGCUGACAUAAUUUGAAUCUUUGUUGUUAAAUGAUCAUCUGUGCACACGCCUUAUAUUCAUACAUAUCUCAUUUUCUAAAGCUGUAGUCACUGAACUAUUCAAAUAGAAGACUGUGUACUUUUUAAUAGCAUUGAGAAUUAUUUUGUAUGAUAAUUUUUAAGUGAAUGUGCACUCUUUAAGAAAUGAAAGUUUGAGAUUUUCC
Messenger RNA from Rhineura floridana, 6770 nucleotides. It is a transcript of the gene ST6GAL2, whose product is annotated as ST6 beta-galactoside alpha-2,6-sialyltransferase 2. The record is from RefSeq and is a predicted model, not a curated record. The coding region runs from base 328 to 1911 and encodes 527 amino acids. Gene Ontology annotation, molecular function: sialyltransferase activity. NCBI's taxonomy places the organism in Eukaryota, Metazoa, Chordata, Lepidosauria, Squamata, Rhineuridae. The transcript has 6 exons.